GGAUCCAGUAGACCCUACUGAGUCAGGAGAGAGCCUUGCAGUAAUGGGAACAGGGGAAAAAAUUUUUUUGGCCACACCUGAUGGAGCUCAGAACUUACUUCUGUCUCUCUGCUCGGGGAGAAAGAACAAGAAACACAAAAAGAGGAACGUUUGAUGGAAGAAAAGAAAAAGAAAAAGCAGGAAGAAAAGAAAAAGAAGGAAGGUGCUCAGAAAAAGGCUGCUGAUCAAAAAACCAAAGUGCCAGAACCUACUAAGACCUGCUCAAGCCAGCCCCAACCUGCCGGUACCGGUGCCAGUACUUCCACCAGCACUCUCUCCAGCAGCAGCAGCAGCAGCAGCAGCAAUGGCAAGCGUGCGGCGGCCAGUGGCCAGCAGCCAGCUGCAUCCCGUUACCUGCCUCGGGAGGUGCCUCCACGCUUCCGCCAGCAAGAACAGAAGCAGCUGUUAAAGCGAGGUCAGCCACUGCCUGCCGGGGCUCUGGCCAGUGUGAGCCCAAACCAGAGUGCUGGGCCCACCAGGGCCAGUCCCCCUCCCCUCCCUGGAGCUGGAACGCAGCCGCAGCCCAGUACGCUCCCACCAGAUCUCAGUCACAGUGGAUUGGCAGAUCACUAUGAAAAUUCCCCCUGGGGCCAGCAGCCCGCUUACCGAAACGAAGCCAGCUGUGGCUGGGGUGAAGUGACCAGGGACAGGACGGAAAAGGAGGCGUGGCCUUCCACCCCGGGGCCUGAGCCAGAAGCGGCCUCGGAAUGUGCCGCAGACACUGACUCUGUCUCCAGCUGUGGCUCCGAGAGCAGGAGCAUGGCGACAGGGAGUGCCCAGGGCACCUUCACUGGACACGCCAAGAAGACGAACGGCAAUAAUGGCACCAAUGGCGCACUCGUCCAAAGCCCUUCUAAUCAGAGUGCCCUUGGGACGGGGGGAGCGGGCGGGGGCGGGAGCGCGGCCCGAGUUUGGGGCGUAGUCGCGGGCUCCAGCGCAGGCCUCGCCCACUGCCCCCUGGGCGGGGGGGAUGGCAAGAUGGACAACGUGAUGGGGGAAGGGAGAAGCCAGAGCUGCUGGGGGGCUGCCAACGCCAACGCUGGCAUCAGUCUCAACCUUAACCCAAAUGCCAACCCAGCUGCCUGGCCCGUGCUCGGACACGAAGGAACUGUGGCGACGGGCAACCCUUCCAGUAUUUGCAGUCCAGUCAGUGCCAUAGGCCAGAGCAUGGGCGGCCAGAACGGGAGCCCAGCAGGCACGGCCGGUGCCUGGGGGAACCUGCUGCCGCCAGAGAGCACGGAGCCGCAGGCACCGUCCACGUCUCAGAAUGUGUCCUUCAGCGUCCAACCUCAGAACCUUAACACUGACGGACCAAACAACACUAACCCCGUGAACUCGUCCCCAAACCCUCUCAGUGCAAUGCAGACCAACGGACUGCCAGACUGGGGCAUGGCUGUUGGCAUGGGGGCCAUCAUCCCGCCCCACCUGCAAGGCCUUCCUGGUGCUAACGGAGCAUCCGUUUCUCAAGUGGGCGGGGGCAGCGGGGAAGGAAUGGGCAGUUCGGUGUGGGGGCUGUCCCCGGGGAACCCCGCCACCGGAAGCAGCAGCUCUGGGUUCAGUCAGGGGAGUGGAGACACUGUGAACUCAGCAUUAAGUGCUAAACAAAACGGAUCCAGCAGUGCUGUGCAGAAGGAAGGGAGUGGCGGGGGUGCCUGGGACUCGGGGCCUCCCACUGCCCCCGGCGUGCUCCCGUGGGGCAGGGGCAGCGGUGGGGGCAGUAGCGUCGGGAACAUCCAUUCAGGAGCCUGGGGCCACCCCAGCCGGAGCCCCUCGAACGGUGUGAACGGGGAGUGGGGGAAGCCCCCAAACCAGCAUUCCACUAGUGACAUCAAUGGGAAAGGAGCGACAGGGUGGGACGGGCCUAGCGGGAACGGCCAGAGCCCCGGCGUGCCGCUGGGCGGUGAGCACACAAGCUCCUGGGCCAAAGCCGCGUCCUCCGGCGCCACCGCCAGCGAAGGCAGCAGCGAAGGUUCCGGGGGGCUCGGCGAAGGGGGCGCCGGGCGGGAGGCCGUGGAGGGCCGCAGGCGGGAGAAAGGGAUCCUGGACCCAGGGCACAUCCAGCUGCCCAGGAACGACCUCGACCCGCGCGUGCUUUCCAACACGGGCUGGGGGCAGGUCCCAGUACAGCAGAACACUGCCUGGGAGUUCGAAGAGUCCCCCCGGGCCGAGAGGAAGAACGACAACGGCACCGAGGCCUGGGCGUGUGCCCCUCAGCCGUCCGGCGCGGGCGGGAAGAACAGUGGGUCCCUCGGGGACAGUCCAAAUACCUCUUCAGUAUCGGGGUGGGCCAGCGCCCCGCCGGCCGCCGGGCCAGCCCCCACGGGCUGGGGAGACGGCAGCAACAAGGCCCCAAGCGGCCCCGGGGCGUGGGGGGACUCGGUGGGCUCUACUGCUGUCAAUGCUGCUGCUGCCAAGGGGGGCCACGCCUGGCCGGGGGCCGCGAGCCAGGAGGACAAGCCGCCCGCCUGGGGGGAGCCUCCAAAACCCAAAUCUCAGAACUGGGGGGACGGGCCCAAGUCAAGCCCGGCCUGGAGCGCAACCGGGGGAGACUGGGCAGAGUCAGCCUCUGUCCUCGGACACUUGGGGGAGGGGAAGAAAGCCAGCUCCGGGUGGGAUGCUGACGGCCGCUCCGGGGCUGGGUGGACAGAGACUGCAGGGGCCGGGCCUGGCGGCUGGGGCAGUGGUGCAAACGCCAAGGUGAAUCCAGGUCCAAACUGGGGGGAGUCUCUGAAGGCCGGGCCCCAGCAGGGCUGGGCCAGCAAGGGCCCGGACAGCAGCGUGAGCAACUGGGGAGGGGCCGCCUCUGUGAAACAGACAGGACCGGGCUGGGUCAAAUCGAAGGACACCAGGGAGGCCACGGGCUGGGAGGAGCCUUCGCCACCGUCCAUCCGACGCAAAAUGGAAAUCGAUGAUGGUACCUCAGCUUGGGGUGACCCGAGCCACUACAACAAUAAAAGUGUGAACAUGUGGGACAGGAACAACCCCGGCCUCCAGAGCAGUACCACCGCCAACACCACCGCCACCACCAGUAACAGCACGAACGCAGGCGAGGCACCGCCAGCACACCCGGCCAGCACCCAGCUGGCUCGGUCGCCACUGCUCGGCCCAGUUUCCUCAGGCUGGGGAGAAAUGCCUAAUGUGCACUCAAAGGCCGAAAACUCCUGGGGGGACCCAUCCUCGCCUUCGGCCCUGGUGGAUAACGGCACUGCAGCAUGGGGCAAGCCACCCGGCAGUGGCAGCGGAUGGGGGGACCAGCCCCCCGAGCCAGUGGUGACCUUCGGACGAGCUGGUGGCCCAGCUGCUGCCCCAGCCCUGUGCAAACCAGCUUCCAAAUCUAUGCAAGAGGGCUGGGGCAGUGGUGGGGACGACAUGGCCCUCGGGACCGGCCAGUGGGAGGAUGAAGAUAGCGGCAUGUGGAACAGCGCGGCCUCCCAGGAAAGCACCUCCUCCUGCAGCUCCUGGGGGAACGCCCCCAAGAAAGGACUCCAAAAGGGCAUGAAAGCGCCCGGCAAGCAGGACGAGGCCUGGAUCCUGAGCCGGCUCAGCAAACAGCUCACGGACAUGGGCUUCCCGAGAGAGCCAGCUGAAGAGGCCUUGAAGAGCAAUGGCAUGAAUCUGGAUCAGGCCAUGAGUGCUCUGCUGGAAAAGAAGGUGGACAUGGACAAGCGUGGCCUGGGAGUGACCGACUACAAUGGGAUGGUCACCAAACCUCUCGGCUGCCGCCCCCCAAUCUCCAAAGAGUCUCCCGUGGACCGCCCCACCUUUCUUGACAAGGACGGCGGCCUAGUGGAAGAGCCCGCGACUUCACCGUUUUUGCCUUCGCCAAGCCUGAAGCUCCCCCUUUCAAACAGUGCACUCCCUAAUCAGGCCCUGGGUGGGGUUGCCUCAGGGCUGGGCAUGCAAAACUUGAAUUCUUCUCGACAGCUCCCGAGUGGCAAUCUGGGCGUGUUUGGCAGCAGCGGAGCGCCAGCAGCCAGGACCAUGCAGCAGCCUCCGCAGCCCCCCGCGCCGCCUCUGAACUCCUCCCAGCCCAGCCUCCGCGCUCAAGUGCCUCCGUUUCUAACCCCUCAGGUUCAAGCACAGCUUUUGCAGUUUGCAGCAAAAAACAUUGGUCUGAACCCUGCACUAUUAACCUCGCCAAUUAACCCUCAGCAUAUGACGAUGUUGAACCAGCUCUAUCAGCUGCAGCUGGCGUACCAACGUUUACAAAUCCAGCAGCAGAUGCUACAGGCCCAGCGGAAUGUUUCCGGACCCAUGAGACAGCAGGAGCAGCAAGUCGCGCGCACAAUCACUAACCUGCAGCAGCAGAUCCAGCAGCACCAGCGCCAGCUGGCCCAGGCCCUGCUCGUGAAGCCGCCGCCCCCGCCGCACCUGUCUCUGCACCCCUCUGCAGGCAAGCCGGCCACCGACGGCUUCCCCCCACACCCCUCGGCCCCCGGCCUCCCGGACCUGCAGACCAAAGAGCAGCCGUCUCCGCCCAACACCUUCGCUCCUUACCCGCUAGCUGGACUCAACCCAAACGUGAAUGUCAGCAGCAUGGACAUGAGCGGGGGGCUGUCGGUGAAGGACCCGCCUCAGUCCCAGUCGCGCCUCCCUCAGUGGACACACCCCAGUCCAAUGGAUAACCUAACCGGUGCUGCACCUCUCGACCAGAACCCCAGCAAGCAUGGUGCUAUCCCCGGAGGUCUGAGCAUCGGGCCUCCAUCUAAGUCCUCCAUGGAAGACUCCUAUAGCCGGUACGACUUAAUCCAGAGCAGUGAGUCACCAGCCAGCCCUCCAGGGGCCGUCCCCCACAGCUGGUCCCGUGCCAAAUCCGACAGCGACAAGAUCUCCAAUGGCUCCAGCGUCAGCUGGCCCCCAGAAUUCCAUCCUGGAGUUCCGUGGAAAGGACUUCAGAAUAUAGAUCCCGAGAAUGACCCCGACGUCACUCCUGGAAGUGUCCCCACCGGGCCCACCAUCAAUACCACCAUCCAAGAUGUCAACCGCUACCUCCUCAAGAGUGGAGGCUCGUCCCCGCCGUCGUGUCCGAGCGCCGCGCUGCCUUCCUCCAGUGCCUGGCCGCUCAGCGCCCCCGCCUACGGUCGCCCGUUCAGCAGCCUGGCGCCAGCACCCAGCACUGCAGGGAAACUGUCAGACAGCAAGUCCACGUGGCCCUCCAGCCCCGCCUCCCACACACCAGCCUCGCUGUCGCACGAGCUGUGGAAGGUGCCCAGGAACUCGGCGCCCACGCGGCCUCCCCCCGGGCUGACCAACCCCAAGCCUUCCUCCACCUGGGGAGCCAGCCCCCUCGGCUGGACCAGCUCCUACUCCUCGGGUUCCGCCUGGAGCACCGACACCUCAGGCAGAGCAAGCAGCUGGCUCGUUCUCCGCAACCUCACACCCCAGAUCGACGGCUCCACACUGCGCACGCUGUGCCUGCAGCAUGGGCCCCUCAUCACAUUCCACCUGAACCUGACGCAGGGCAACGCCGUGGUCCGCUACAGCUCCAAGGAGGAGGCCGCCAAGGCCCAGAAGUCCCUGCACAUGUGUGUCCUGGGGAACACCACCAUCCUGGCGGAGUUCGCUGGUGAGGAAGAAGUGAACCGUUUCCUGGCCCAGGGGCAGGCCCUGCCUCCCACCUCCAGCUGGCAGGCCAGCAGUGGCACCGGCCAGACGCGGCUGGGCACCUCGGGCAGCUCCCACGGCCUGGUACGGAGCGACGCCGGCCACUGGAACGCCCCGUGCCUGGCCGGCAAAGGGAGUAGCGACCUGCUGUGGGGCGGCGUCCCCCAGUACUCGAGCAGCCUGUGGGGGCCUCCCAGCACGGACGAUGGCAGAGUGAUCGGAAGCCCCACCCCCCUGAAUACGCUGCUCCCCGGCGACCUGCUCAGCGGGGAGUCCAUGUAGGGCGGCACCCCGAUACCUCUGUUCGGAAUGAAGGCGAGCUUCCCGACGGCGUGGACUGCGUGAUGCCAGGACCUCUCACAGCUUUUCAUUUUGUGUUGUCUUAUGUUUGUCUGGUGUGUGUCAUUUUUGAUUUUUUUUUUUUAAGUAUAAAAGCUGCUUAGAAUAGUUCUAUCAUGAAGGGCACUUUUCAGAUCGUGGGCUGGAAAGGGGGUUCUGUGGGGUCAGGCGGGCGCCGGUGACGGUCAUGCACAUUUCCAGGGCCCCGCGCCGGGUGCCCCUCGCCGAGGGCGCGCCGAGCCCUGGGUCCCCACAGAGCCGCCCGUGCACAUGUCCCUUGUUUCAUUACUUCUUCAUGUCAUUUUUUAUCCCAAAAAAAAAAAUAUUUUUUAAAAGUUAAAGAAAAAGACAUAUCAAACAUGCAAAUACUUGAACCCAGCAGGCCAAUAAUGAAAUGUGAACACCUUCCGUCUGCCCACCGGGCGUCGGCGUAGACAGCUCGAGGGCGGCCUGGCGCGGAGCCUGUGUGCGUGUGUGCGCGUGUGUGUGCGUGUGUGCGUGUGCGCGGGCACACGUGGCGUGGGCAGGCGGGACGGGGUUUCCCGUGAUGCAGUAUAUGCUUCUCCGGCGCAUCGUUCGGACGUUUGGUCCUCUCGGCGUCUUCCUUUGCACUGAGUGUCCGCCCGCCCUCCAGCCGCUCCGCACUCACCAGGACUCGCGACAGGACCCACGCAGGCUGGGGCUGGCGGAGACCCGUGUCGAUGUUUACUCCAGGACCCUGCCCGCGUGGACACUGGGCGGCCGGUCAGGGGCCCCGCCGGUAGCGGCUCCGGGCGCCGCGGGGAGCAGAGGCAGAGGAAAAGCGGCCGCUGGACUGUGGCCAUAGAUACUGGUGGACACGCAUGUCCCGCGGCGGGACGGGAACGAGCACUUGGACUGGUGGUGGCGCUCAGGCCGCGCCGUGGGCGCCCACCUGUUUACAGACCUUUUUUUCUCCUUCAGACUUUAAGAUUUAAAAAAUGUUUUUUAAAGGAAUUAAAAUUAAAAAAAAAAGACUUCCGUGGUAAAGAGCCUAUUUUCAGAAAGCAGAUGCGCUACUCCGGAGCUCUGGACGGGCAGUGUUGUCCCCACCGCCGAGAACUGUGGCCCCGUCGGGCCGGAUGCCGCGUCGCUGUUGCACAGGCGACUGCCCCCGGGAGGCCGGUUCCCGAGGGCAGCCCCGACCAUUCAUGUAUUUUUAAACCCGACUCCUAGCACUGAAGAUGUUAUUUAAAAAAAAAACAACAAAAAAAGAAAAAGAAAAAAAACGAAAAAAGAGGAAAAAAAAAACACACAAAGAAGAAAAAUCCCUAAUCUCUAAUGUGUAGCAGUUACAUAUUUACCAAAUAAUGGACUCAAAAGAAAUAGAUGUUUGAAGAGUGCUUUAUAUAUUAAAAAUUGCUUUAUGUUUUAAAAAAAUGAUCAAUGUUUUGUUUUGCAAGAAAGAAAGACAAUGGAGUAACAUACCCUCAAGUAUGUUUAAAAAAAAAAUAUAUGAACAUUGUGCUCCCUGCCUGCCUGAUCAGGAAAUUUGUGCAUUACAUUUUUUUUAAUUAGCUUUUUAAUGGUUUUAUCAAAAGAAAAAAAAAGAAAAAAAUAUAAAAAGUUUUAAAAAAAGGUCCUGCAAGGUUUUGCAGAUCAACAAAAGCUGGUUUUCUAGAGGAUCAUGAACUAUGCACAAACUGGGUUCCAGGCUUCUGUUCCUGAGUGAGUAGUGUACGUAGCUAGACACCCCUCAGAGUCGCAUCUCAUCACCACCCCCGGGCACCUGUGCCAACGGGCGCCCAGGUGGCAGCUCUCUGCUGCCACUGAGCACCGAGUGGUAGAAAAACUCCUGAGACUUUAAAAUUGGGGGUGGAAGAAUCUGGUUUUGUUUUUUUGUUGGGUUGGGGAGGGAGUUUUGGGGGGUGGCUUUUUUUUUUUGACCGUUUAUUUUGAAUUAAAGAUGUCUGUAACUCUGAGAUUAAAAAAGCAAGUUUGUGGCUCUUAAUGUUUCUCCUCAUAGAAUGUGAUUGUUGAAGAACAUGCACCGAAAGUUGCUUCCACAAGUACAACGCUUUGUUGAAUCUUAAUAAAUUGCAAUUUUUUUCUUGACUGUUCAAAUAAA
Molecule: messenger RNA, 8068 nt
Organism: Sorex fumeus (smoky shrew)
Lineage: Eukaryota; Metazoa; Chordata; Mammalia; Eulipotyphla; Soricidae
Gene: TNRC6C
Product: trinucleotide repeat containing adaptor 6C
Exons: 23
Coding region: 154-5925 (1923 amino acids)
Biological process (GO): miRNA-mediated post-transcriptional gene silencing; positive regulation of nuclear-transcribed mRNA poly(A) tail shortening
Cellular component (GO): P-body; nucleoplasm
Molecular function (GO): RNA binding; protein binding
Source: RefSeq, a predicted model, not a curated record